Nelumbo nucifera (sacred lotus) is the source of this 3196-nucleotide messenger RNA. NCBI's taxonomy places the organism in Eukaryota, Viridiplantae, Streptophyta, Magnoliopsida, Proteales, Nelumbonaceae. The record is from RefSeq and is a predicted model, not a curated record.
UUUUUGGCCAUGGAAGCAAAAGGAUGUCUGAUGACAAACUCUGGUCCAAUUGGGUGUAGCAAUUAUAGAUCCCAGCAGCAUUCAACAAUCAAAAUCAAUGUUUUCGAACCGUCGUUGACCUGGACAGUCGGACCGUUCAUACUGGAAAUCGUUCAGGUGACCGGUUCCGUUUUAGCUCAAACCCGGCAUUUGGUCAAAAAUUAUUGAAUUAGUUAACAAACUGUUGAUCCAGAUGGUUUGACUGGUAAACUGGUUGAACGGUUUGCUCUUCCUCUCAGAUUUGAGACUGAGAAAUCUUGUAUCUGUUUUUCUCGCACGAGAAGGUGAGAGAGAGAAAGCGAGAUCUGGGAUUGAGAACGCCACUGCUGUUGCCGCUGUAGUUCACCAUCACUGUCGCUGUCGUCACUGCUGCAAGCCUGCAAGUCCUUCUUCGUCACCACUGCCUGCAAGUCCUCCUCCUAAACUCUUUCAGUUCAGCCAACAGUUUUCUUUCAAAGUUUCAACUUUAUUCUCUCUUAUAUAGUUACCCUAAUAUUUUGAUGCUCAAACUGUUAUCGUUUGACCUGAAUGAUCAAACUGCUGAUCAAGAAAUCGGUGGCCGGAAUGAUUCCGUUUUUGAAUUAAUUUUUAAAACCUUAAUCCAAAUCUGUCCCGUUGUUAAGUAAGACGGGUUAAGUUAGUGUUGUUGGUGGGCUGAUCCAGAGAUAUGCCAUAGCACAUUUAUUAGGAUGCUCUGUUUGAGUGCAAAUACAAAUGUCUUGUUACUUUGUUAGGAUACAAUGUGCUUGUAUUGUAUUAUGCACAAAUGUCUUGUGGCUUUGUUAGGAUGUUCUGUUUGGAGUGCAAAUACAAAUAUAUGYGGUGGGAAACUAUGCAUGCUGUGUAUGUAUUUGUACCUGUACAUAUUUGUAUUUAUACUCUUUCCUAACUGAGCCUUCUUAUGAUUUUUGUUACGUUGUCACUGCACCGGUGGCUAUGGUUCGUUUUUAGCCGAUGAUGGUAUUAAGCCCAUGCUUGGCCUAGCUUCGAAAAGUUAAGCUCUUGUGAAUUACCCUGGUAUUCCAUAAUAAAGUUACGGUCAAGGACUCAAAUGCUGGAUAUCUAUUAGUGUUUGUGUUUUUGGAUUUUGAUCAAAAUCCAUCGAGUAAAUUUCUGUAAGCGAAAUGGUGAAUGAAAUUGUUGAUAUGAAUUUGUGAAAAAAAAUAUUUUGUAUCCGCGCAAUGCGAUCUCUCCUACCAAGUAUAAUGACAAAAAGCAGAUUUACUGGGGCCUCUGGUCAAACAGUUGGUUUUUAAGUUUACAAUAUUUCAAACUGAAACCAGUCGGUUUGAUUAAUUGCCGGUUUUUCGUGUAAGUUAACCGAAAUCAAACCGGUCCUUCACUUUUUUGCAAUUUUCCAAACUUAAGUCGAACUGAAUCAAUCAAUUAACCGGAUUUUUCAGUUCGGCUCGAUUUUUCGGUUUUUGAUUAGCAAUGAACAACUCUUGAAUAAGCAAAUCUGCUGUCUAUCGAGAGAUUUCUCAAUCUAAUCUACAAACAUUUCGGAAUGUAGUAAUCAAACAAAUGAAUUUGUCUCUGUCAAUUAUAAAUUUUGUUCCUCGCUCUUGUAACAGAGUUGCACAUCUCUUUGCCCGUCAUUCUGUAGGCUGUCUGGUUGGACAGAAAGUAAGUGGUCUUGUUUUUAAUCAAAUCGAACAUAGAAAUUCCACCCAUUGAAAUGAACGGUGGCAUUGCACUUGGUUUUUCUACAUCCAGUCAUAGACCGGUUCAUAGUUACGUUAUGUAAUUUUUCCCCUCUUCUUUGUGGACAGCAGGGAUUCAUGACAACAUCUGCAUAGAAAAGGAAAGCCAAAAGUAAUUUCAUGAACAUAGUAACGAGCUGAUGACAAGAUUUGAGAAGUUGCAGAUUUCAGCUAUUCAGCAAGAAACGUUGAAUAUAGAUCUGAAUUGAGUCAUCAUUAUUCAUGUCAGUUUUAUUUUCUUACUGGUUUUUAAACGCGGAGCAAGGAAGAGGAGGGAAGAAUAGCUUUUUGGUGGGAUCGAGCAGAGAAGGAGGACGGCUAGAGGGGAAAAUAAUCAGAAAAGAAGAUUCUGCAAUUUUUUUAGAUUUUUUAAUGGUUGUUACUUUCUUUAGUUGCUUUGGCCUUUGCAUCCACGUCUCACGUUAUUUACUUAGACGGUAAAACCACAAUUUUCCUGCGGCGGUAAGGCUAGGGUUUAUUCAUUGUUCGUUUGUACUCCGUGCUCCCUUCAGUCCUCGAACUACCAUGGCAUCCACUUCGGGAACCGAAUCCACCGAAACUCCAACGUCUUCGUCGAGAUCAAAAGAAGCAGAGAAGCCUCAGAUAGAGCCGUUGCGGCUGCCCACGGUUGAGGAGAUCCGUGGCCAAGACAUUUGGAACAACUGUGCUGUCCGCAGUGUAGUUAGUGGAGUAAUGGGAGGUGGGUUAGGGUUUUUCAUGGGCCUGUUUUUUGGGGCGCUGGAUAAUCCUCUAACGAAUCCCUUGGUGCAAGAGGAAAUGACCGCAAAGCAACAAUUCAUCUAUACGGCAAAGCAGAUGGGGAAAAGGAGCAUUAGUUCAGCCAAGACCUUUGCAUUGAUGGGACUAAUCUUCUCGGCUGCAGAAUGUGUUGUUGAGAAGGCACGAGCGAAACAUGACAUGACAAAUACCGUUGUUGCUGGGUGUGUAACUGGAGGGUCAUUAUCAGCAAAGGGUGGACCAAAGGCAGCAUGUGUUGGUUGUGCAGGUUUUGCUACGUUUUCAGUUCUAAUUGAGAAAUUUCUUGACAGACAUAACUGAUUCAGUACGUAUCUUGUUGCAACUUUGUAUACUGAUUCUUCUCAGCUUAUAUAGUUGAGCUGAUCGGAGAAGGUGCAGAUUUACUCAGUUUUCCAAAUCUGAGAGGAUAUUAAUUAUAUUCAACGUAAUCAUGAUUCAUUUGUUUCCCUGCUUUUUAGAGGGAAUAUCACAAGCAACUUAUUACAGCCCUUCUGAUGUGGUUUUUUUGGUCUGUUGAGUGUUUCUAAAGCAAGCAAAGUGAUAUAAUGUUAUAGAAACUCCACAUGUAACAAUUUAAUAAAAUUCAUUGAGAACAUGUCAAGAAUUUGUUUUGUUUACUCUAUGUCCAUGGAGACAGGCUGAAACUGGUAUGGAAUUACCAUUUGAACUACUUAGUGAGACUCUUUUUGAUUGUU